CUCGGAAGUUGUCCGGUCGGAAACAGAGGGAUGUGGCUGCUGGCGGUGUUGGUGCCUCUUCUCAGGCUGUAUUUCUGCGGAAUUAAAGUUCUUAUCUAUCAGACGUUCAACAGAUCUUUUACGCUGCCAGGUACUCAAUAAGUGAUUGCUUACUGAAGGAACCAAUGGAGGGUAAAAGUUCAGGACCUUCAUGCUCUGGCCUCAAUCUGGUCGCACACCCACGGGCAAAAAGCAAAGUCUGGAAAUACUUUGGCUUUGACACAGAUGCAGAUGGCUGCGUAUUGCACUGGAAACGGAUAUACUGUCGCGUAUGUAUGAGUCAAAUUGCGUACUCUGGAAACACAUCCAAUCUGUCGUACCACCUGGAAAAAAACCACCCUGUAGAGUUCAGUGAGUUUGUGAAGAGCAACACGGAUCAGAUGCGCGAGGCGUUCGCCACAGCCUUCUCUAGGAUAAAGACUGAGCCUUCAGGUCUACAUGUUCAGCAACAAUCCCAGGACACAAACCUAAGGCAGAACUUAGACUUUGAAAACAGACGACACAAUGAUCUGACAGCUGCUGUCAUCAACUUCAUCUGCGAGGGGCUGUACCCUAUAGCUGUAGUUGAAGAGCCUACAUUCAAGACCUUAAUGAGUACCAUCGAUCCUGAGUAUUCUCCACCCAGCAAAAGUGAUCUAGGAGUUAAAAUGCUUCCUCGGAUGUAUUGCCGUACCCGGGACAUGGUCUUUAGUGAGCUUGCGGGUGUUUUGAACUGUGGCAUUACUACAGACCUUUGGCAAAGCCAAACCCAGAAUAGAACAUACAUAUCACUCUCUAUGCAUUCGGUUAAUUACAACAGUUCAACUGGCUUCUCUGUGGCCAACAAAUGCCUUAAAACUUUUGAAGUACAAGAGGACAACACGGCCGAGAACAUCACCAGAGCUAUGUAUGAAGCCUUUGUUGAAUGGGGAAUAACUCAUAAAGUCAGCGGUGCCACGACAAACGGUUCACUGGACAUUGUAAAAGCAUGCUCGCUCCUGGAACUAUCAGUGGAAAUGCCGUGCUUUGGACAUACAGUCAAUCGUGCAAUGGAUGAAGCCUUCCAGCUGCCGCAUGUGGACAGCUUUUUGGGAUGCUGCCGCAAACUUGUUGAUCAUUUCAGAGAACCAGCAAUGUAUCUGCUGAAGGAAAAACAAAAGCAGCAUGGCCUUGCUCAGUGUGCACUUAUCACAGACAGGGGUAGGUCUUGGUUGGCCACAUUAGCAAUGUUACAAAGACUGAAAGAGCAACAGGUUGCUGUAACUGCAGCACUUAUAGAGAAUUCCAGCAGCCAUCAUUUCAGCUUUGAUGGUCCUGACUGGGCCUUGUUGGAGGGCUUGGUUGAAGUCCUCCAGUCUUUUAAAGUUGUGGCAAACAUGAUAACUUCUUGCAGGUACCCAACCAUUAGCAUGGUUAGGCCUGUGCUUCAUAUGCUGUUGAACACCACCCUCAAGGUCAAGGAAGGGGACCCCAAAGAGAUCAGCAUGACCAAAGAGGUCAUCUCAAAGGUCCUUUCAAAAACCUAUUCACAGAAUUCACCAUUAUUGCAAGAAAUUUCAACAUUCCUCAACAUUGCUACCUUCCUGGAUCCUCGGUACAAGAAGUUGCCUUUUUUGUCCACUCAGGAAUGCUCUAAAGUUGAGAAUAACAUCAUUGAGGAGGCAAAAGCAAUCCUUGAGAAGCAGAUUGCGGAGCGACCAUGCCUAGAUGAUUUCUCCUUGGUAUCUGACGAGCCACCUAGCAAAAAGCAGACGCCUCUAAGAGAAUCUUCGUCCAGCAGCGUAACCCAGAACAACCCUUUGGCUGCCAUAUUUUGCCAGUCUGAUGCAGACCAGAGCCAGGAGGAGUUGCAUGCACAAGUGGUAGAGGAGCUCAGCAACUACAAAUCACAAAGGGUCUUGGGUCUUGAUGAAGACCCUUUACUGUGGUGGUCAAGUCAUGCGCCCUUGUUCCCCACCCUACCCAAGGUGCUCCAGAAGUACUGGUGUAUUCCUGCAACGAGUGUACCUUGUCACAGGCUGUUCAGCUCCUCUGGGACUGUUCUGUGUGGGAAAAGGAACCGUAUAGCUCCAGCAUUAGUUGAUCAACAGGUCUUCUUGUACGAGAACUCGCGAAACUACUAUGAGCCUGAGCCUUGUGAGGAUGACUUGGACAAUGUUCAUGAAGGAAACUAGUCUGGGUCACUCACUUGAGGACAGUGUGCUAAACAUUGCAAAAAGUCAAAUAAUUGUGAUGACGGUAUUCCUUGUGUACUGUUGGCCUACAUGGCAGACCUGGUGAAGCAUUAAAACCAAGGUGUAUCAGUCAGUAGUAGGCUUGAGCAGUAUCUAUGUUUUGAUACCUUUCUGACAGUUAUUACGCUAGUAUACGCUAUUUAGGUAAAAACAAACCUACCUAAAUCCUAGAGACCCUACGUGAUGCUACUCGGCCAUUAAAAUCUGUGCAUUGCAACUCCACUCAGAGAGUGAGAAACACGGCCUGUGUGACACGGAGAUGACAUGAGAGACAGACUCUAAACUAUAAUCCAAACUGAGAACACAGAAAAUAAAUGAGCCAUUAUGAUUGAUCCACCAGAAAGAGGAGUGUCUGUUUUUUAUGGUAUUUAAAAUCAUACCUUUGGGAUAUCUAGUUUCCGUGUUAUUGUAAUACUUUGAUACUGCCCAAGCUUAGACAGUAGUAUGAAAAUGUAAUGGACUUGUUAUGAUAACCUUCCUUUGAGUAAUCUGUAUGAAGAGUUUGACCUAUAUUGUCUCGGACAGAGCUUAAGUCAGGCAGCAUAAGCAAGAGAAAUGGCUAUCCUGCAUCUGUCCAAGUUGGAAACACCUAGCAACAUCUCCAAAGCCCACACUUCCUCUUGUUUAAUUUGUAAAUGGAAAUGUAAAAUCCAAAACCAGCUGCUUAAGAAAUCAAAUCAUAUAAUCUUUAUAGACCCAUCACAAUCAACUCAGUACAACUUACAGUGAAAUUCAUUCUCUGCAGUUAACCCAUUUUAAGUGUGAGGUGCAGUGUUAGGGCACCAUUACAUACGUGUUUUUUCAUUUUGGGGGAACUGGAGAAUUUGAAGCAAACAUGCAGGCAGCGUGGCUCCAGGUCCAAUCUGAAUAUCUCAACAAAUGUGAAUUACUUUAGCGAUGCUCUAACUUUCCGUGUAGCGCCAUCAUCGCGUCAAAGGUUGUAUUUAUCCAACACUUUGGUUCCUAAUGACAUUCCCAUCAGAAUCGGCUGUACUUUGUGUUUGAAAUAUCAUGCUAACACACUAAACUAGGAUAAAGAACAUGGUGAAAAUUGUGAAAACUGAGCAUUGUCAUUGUGAGCAUGUUAGCAUGGAGCUCAAAACAGCACCAUGCAAAAGUACAGCCUCACAGAGGGACCGUGGCUUUGGACUCAGAGGUGAUGUUGGACCUGUUUCUUUCUACUUUGUGCAGAGCCAGGCUAGCCAUUUUCCCCUGCUUGCAGUCUUUAUGCUAAGCUAAGCUAACAACAUCCUGACUCCAGCUCUAUACCUAACGCACUAAACGUAAAUUGAAGUAAAUCUUCUGGAACGAGUGUAUUAAAAGCCUUUAAGUCUAAUAAACGAUUAUAUAUUUUUUAAAAUAGCUAUUGCACAAAUUAACUAAAAUCAUUAAAUUGCUACAGUUGACGUUUUUCCUUCCUCACAGUAGUUUUUUCUGUCAAAAGCUCUACAGAAAAUGUAGUUUGUACUUUGCACAUCCACCUGUAAUCAAAAACUAAGAGUUUUGGUGAUUACAUAAUAACACUGUGUGUUGUCUCUCAUUAUCUGUGCCUCCUGCAAACAUCUGCUGUAUGUUCUACGCUCUGUUAUAUAUUUUUGGCCUUUUCUGUUGCACUUUUUUGAGGUUCUGUAAUUCAGGUGUUUUGUUUGGGAUGAACUUUGUAAAUAUAUUAUGUAUAUGGACAUUGCAGCAUUAACAAUGAAUGAGUUUUAAAAUUGUCUUGCUCCGCAGAACACAACACAUAAAUUAUGAUGUAAAAUAACUAUGACAGUAAAGCUUUUGUUUUCAACAUUG
Micropterus dolomieu (smallmouth bass) is the source of this 4046-nucleotide messenger RNA. Its product is annotated as E3 SUMO-protein ligase ZBED1-like. The transcript is spliced from 2 exons. Gene Ontology annotation, molecular function: DNA binding; protein dimerization activity. The record is from RefSeq and is a predicted model, not a curated record. Lineage: Eukaryota; Metazoa; Chordata; Actinopteri; Centrarchiformes; Centrarchidae. The coding region runs from base 165 to 2192 and encodes 675 amino acids.